Glycine soja is the source of this 908-nucleotide messenger RNA. Its product is annotated as guanosine deaminase-like. Gene Ontology annotation, biological process: purine nucleoside catabolic process. The transcript is spliced from 5 exons. NCBI's taxonomy places the organism in Eukaryota, Viridiplantae, Streptophyta, Magnoliopsida, Fabales, Fabaceae. Gene Ontology annotation, molecular function: guanosine deaminase activity; zinc ion binding. The record is from RefSeq and is a predicted model, not a curated record. The coding region runs from base 193 to 774 and encodes 193 amino acids.
CAUUUCUUUCCCAAAAAGGAGAAUGGGAUAAAAAAAAAUAUUGACAAGACUGUGUACUUGCGCGUCCUUACCCUUUUUUCUGUCUUUGCUUCUCUUUUCAAGGCUAAUUCGUGGCCUCGUCUUCUCUUUUUCUGUAUCGUUUUUACUUUCAACCACUUCCAAUUUUCUUUUUCGUCAGAUCUUAAUACCAUCAUGGAGGAUGCUGCUGCUUCUGCUGCUACUGCUAAUGUAUUGGAAGCCAAAGAUGGUACUAUUUCUGUUGCUUCAGCAUUUCCUGGUCAUCAAGAAGCUGUACAGGAUAGAGACCACAAGUUCUUAACAAAAGCAGUUGAAGAAGCAUACAAGGGGGUUGAAUGUGGUGAUGGAGGCCCAUUUGGAGCAGUUGUUGUUCUAAAUGAUGAAGUAGUUGUAAGCUGUCAUAACAUGGUUUUACGAAACACUGAUCCCACUGCCCAUGCUGAGGUUACUGCUAUAAGAGAGGCUUGUCAAAAGCUGAAUCAAAUUGAACUUGCUGACUGUGAAAUCUAUGCUUCUUGCGAGCCUUGUCCAAUGUGCUUUGGUGCAAUUCAUCUUUCAAGAAUUAAGAGACUGGUUUACGGAGCUAAAGCAGAAGCUGCAAUAGCAAUUGGAUUUGAUGAUUUCAUUGCUGAUGCACUGAGGGGCACUGGUUUUUAUCAGAAGGCUCAGUUAGAGAUCAAAAAGGCUGAUGGUAGCGGUGCUGUUAUUGCAGAACAAGUAUUUGAGAAGACAAAAUCCAAGUUUACUCUGUACUGAUUUGCUUCAAUUGCCUAAUUAAAAGCGAACCCAAGAUACAAUUGUUCAGGAAAUUUUCAAUUUCUUACUACAACUACAUUCAUAAAUUCAAGAAAUAUAAAGUUUACAUGCUCUUAUGCUGGUGUUCAUUUGUA